AUGGCGUGGACAGGUGCAACGUGCGACAAGUGUGUGAGUGAAGGAGCAGAUGUGACCUGCUGCAAGAAAGGCGUCCUCUCAAUUCAGGAAAUGCAACUCCCUCCACGUGAUCUGGAAACAUUAUCAGAUUGUGUAAUUAGACUAAUAUCUGGUGGAUGCAAAGUUAGGAGUGGUUGUAUUUGUGGAGUGAUACUUAUCAGUGUGAAUGUGCCUAGUACCGCCAGAGGGAUUUGUAAUAUGGAAUACACUGGUCAUAGCGAGAAAUUCUACAUGGAGGAUGAAAGCGAUUGUGUUGGUGACGUAGAUGACGUGUCGGAUUAUGGAGAUGUAUUUGGUCUUACCGCAGCUGAAAUAGAGAACAAGGUUUUCAGAACGGAGGAGCGUGCUUAUGAAUUCUAUAUGAGGUUUGGAAAGUGCCAUGGGUUUGCAGUACGCAAGGGAGACUAUGGGAAGGAUGAUGACGGAAAUGUAAUUAGGAGGAGAUUCUUUUGCAACAGAGCUGGGUUAAGGGAUGAAAAGCACUAUAAUAGAUUAGAUAGAAAAAGAUGUCAUAAGCCUGAGACACGAACGAACUGCCAGGCUAAGUUGUCGAUAUAUCUUGACAAAGAUAGUUCAAACUGGAAGGUCCGGAAAGUCAUCCUCGAGCACAACCAUGAGUGCGGCAAAGGAUUAGCUAGAUGGUAUGUAAAGUUAUGGGCUACCUACGUCAAAGAUACUUGGGUACAUGGCAAGGAUUGCCGGGGGUAUUCACUAUUGGGUUUCACAAAGAAGGAUGCUUAUAACUACCUUGACCGGACUAAGCGCGCUAAGAUCGCAGAUGGGGACGCAAAUUCUGCCAUUGUCUAUUUGAAGGGAAAGGCUUCUGUGGACCCCAUGGCAAUGGCGAGGUAUAACCUGACUAAGGAGGGUAUGUUGGCCAACUUGUUUUGGGCCGAUGGAAUGAGCAGAGUUGAUUACCAACACUUUAGUGAUGUCCUCGCAUUCGAUUCGACGUACAAAAAGAACAAGUACAGGAGACCGCUUGUAAUAUUCUCGGGUGCAAACAACCACAAACAGACGACGAUCUUCGGGUUCGGGUUAGUGUUGGACGAGACGAUUUCUUCGUACAAGUGGAUGCUAGAAAAUCUCCUUGAGGUGAUGUGUAAUAAAUUGCCAUCUGUUGUAGUCACAGACGGCGAUGAUGCCAUUAUUGCCACAGUUACGGAAGUUUUUCCUAGUGCUACCCAUCGCCUAUGUGCUUGGCAUCUACAAAAGAAUGUUACAUCUAAUGGGAACGAGCAGAUGUUCAGGGACUUGGCAUCUACAAAUGACUGA
Messenger RNA from Arachis ipaensis, 1314 nucleotides. The record is from RefSeq and is a predicted model, not a curated record. Lineage: Eukaryota; Viridiplantae; Streptophyta; Magnoliopsida; Fabales; Fabaceae.